Messenger RNA from Rotaria sp. Silwood1, 1456 nucleotides. The record is from the annotation of a GenBank genome assembly. NCBI's taxonomy places the organism in Eukaryota, Metazoa, Rotifera, Eurotatoria, Philodinida, Philodinidae.
GACUCAGGACACUUUUUCAAGUUUUUCGAAGUGGUCUGUACCGAACCGAAAAUGAUUCAGAGAAUUGCAACCAAUUCGAAACCUUUUUAGGUUCCGUACGAUGUACGAAACCCUUUUUUCGUUCAAAGUACCUUUUUUGGUUCGGUAUCGUACCGUUUUUUUUCAGUGUAGGAUGACUAAGUACGUAUAGGAAAGCACUAAGUAGCAGUAGAGUCAUUAAGUAGCUAUAGGAAUCUAUUAAGUAGCUGUAGCAUGAUAAAGUACGUAUAGAAAAGCAUUAAGUAGUUGUAAGAUGAUUAAGUAGCUAUAGGAAUCCAUUUAGUAGCUAUAGAAUCAUUAAGUAGCUAUAGGAAAACAUUAAGUAGCUAUAGAAUCAUUAAGUAGCUGUAGGAUGAUUAAGUAUGUAUAGGAAAACAUUAAGUAGUUGCAAGAUGAUUAAGUAGCUAUAGGAAUCCAUUAAGUCGCUGUAGGAAUCAUUAAGUAGCUGUGGGAUGAUUAAGUAGGUAUAGGAAAGCAUUAAGUAGCUGUAGAAGCAUUGACUAGCUAUAGAAAUCCAUUAAGUAGCUGUAGAAUCAUUAAGUAGCUAUAGGAAAUCAUUAAGUAGCUAUGCUUAACAAAAUACAGGAGAGUAUUAUUGAAAAGUAUCUCUUUUGAGAAUGAGCCGCUCAUAAGUCCUGUUAUCAAAGGGUUUACUAACUCUGACUUCGUUUGUUUAAAAUUAGUCGAAAUUCGGUUUUAUUGAAUCACAAUUUCAAUUAAUAGUAAACGGUAAUGAACAAAGGCAGCAACUUACCGUUACACUGACAAGUGAGAUAUUGAUGUCGGUAGGCAGUACAACUUCGAAAGUAAUAUUUUAAGUGAGAAUUUCAUUUUUCUUCCGUAUGGAUUCAUCGUGAAAAACGCUUUUGAGCCGUCACAACUUCCCACAGAUGAGAGGCGUUCUAGACAUAUUCUAACACUUUCUAAAAAUUACACUAUUGUUUUGUUUUCUUUAUAUGAAUGAUUAUCAUAGUCAAUUAACAAUGAAUGGGAUAAUGAUGGAUGUAGCAAAGUAAGCUCUAAUUUUUCAGCUGUACAGCAAGGCAAUAUACGUUUAUCAACCAAAACAUCCAAGACUUUAUCCAAUAAUGACAAACCUCCGUUAGCUACGUAUAAAUCUAAUCGAAGUCUUCUUAAAGUUCAUGAUCUUAAUUCAUCAACAACAACGACGACAAGAACAAUAAUAACCACGACGGCGACGACAACAACAACGACAACAACAACGACAACAACGGCGACAACAACAAUAACAACAACGACGACAACAACAAAAACGACAACAACAACAACGACGACAACAACAACAACAACAACUUCUACAAGCACUACGAAAGCUCCUAAAAAAAAAUUACAACAACAUGAAAAGAAAUUAAAAUUAGUUAAUUUAAAACGUUACGAAACAACAGAAAAAAAUUAA